Molecule: messenger RNA, 5681 nt
Organism: Colias croceus (clouded yellow)
Lineage: Eukaryota; Metazoa; Arthropoda; Insecta; Lepidoptera; Pieridae
Product: probable cyclin-dependent serine/threonine-protein kinase DDB_G0292550
Exons: 3
Coding region: 122-5161 (1679 amino acids)
Source: RefSeq, a predicted model, not a curated record
AUGGAAGGAAGUUCUGCGUUCGACACAGAUAAUCAUCAAUAUCGCGAAAAAUCGCAGUUAUCACAGGGCGAUCGCGGCGUGCGCGCGUGCGACCAUGUGCUAGUGAUGCAACUGCAGUAAGAUGUCACUGUGUAACACUUUCAGGUUAUUCGCGUUAAGCUUGGCCAUUGUGUUGUCUCUCAUUGACACACCCGCGGAUACGUUUACAAUUAGUCGGCAAGGUGAUUUUCACGACGCUAUUGAGGACCUUGAUCAAGAAGAAAGUAUUAGAUUAGAAGUUAGAGAUGAUUUUACGCGGCCGAAUGACAAUGCAGAUCCUAGUAGGCUCUUAGUAAGUGAAACUGAGACAAAAGAAGUCCUUACCAUACCUGCGACAACUGCUCAUGAUCAAACGUCGGAAAAUAGUUUUGGUACAACGAAGCUGUUAGAAUUGGCAACAGAUGAAACUUCGACGGCGCAAGAAAAAGUAUCUGAUAGCACCGAGAUAAAAACAAACGAAUCAACUGAAAACAUUGGAGCAUUCACUACAGUAUCAACAAUAAAUGAUGAUCAUAUUAAUAAAAGUAUAUACGAAAAAUACGGGCAUAUAUCACAAAAUGUUACUUUAUCCCAGGAGCAGACUACUCCGUCUUGGAAGAAGUAUACAACUAUAAGCAGAAAGCCCAUAAGUAAUCACAAAAUGUCAGAAAAUAGAUCUGAGGAAAUGAUAACAGACGAAACGGGUAGUCCACUACAAGAUUCUAAACAAGGAGACAUACCAUCCCUUAAUCAAAUCAAAAGUUUUCUUUCAUUUUUCAAAUCAGAUGCUCAAAAUGACACAAUUUCUAGUAAAGAGGUAACAGAUCAAUCUGCGAUUGACAAUCUCGGACAAACACAACAAAACACACCACCGUCUACUGACAAAGAAACACCUGCUACGGUUGAAUCUAAACGCGGCGGAUUUUUAGAUUUCUCGUUAAAAUCCUUAUUUGAAGACAACGACGACAAAAAGGAUAGUUCACAAGAGCUAAACACCCAGAGACCUAAGAAUAGGAAAUUAAGUUGGCGGAUUGGAUCGAGAUAUCGAAGUAAAGAAGAUAGUUCAGGUGAAAAACAAGGUAGGCUCAGGUUUAGAUUUAGGAACGAUGAUGAUAAGAAUAACAAUGAUCGUAAGAAAGAUAAAAAUGAAAUUAAAACUAUCCAAGAAAGUCAAGAGGAAAUCAAUACAAAAAAUAAGGAUACCGACUAUAAGGAGGAAACAAACAAAAAUUCUAAUAAUAAUAACGAAAAAAACAACGAUGAAAGACAGAAAGAAUCAUCAGCGGAUUCCAAAAGUAAAAAUAAGAGCAAAGAACAGCGCACUGAAGAGAACAUAAAUAGCGAUGUUAAAGAAAAAUCCCGUGAUAGAAAUGGCUCUAAGACUGAUCAGCAAAUAUUGAAAGAAUGGCAAGAAUUUGAUCAAAAGCAAGGAAGAAAAGAUAAUAUAAAAAUAAAAGAAUCUAUAGAAGUAGUUUUUGAUGACAAUAAAAAUAACGAUAAAGAUUCAAAAAACAAAGAAUACCUCCAAUCGCUCCAAAUGGAUAGUAAAGAUACUUCACGAGAAAGCAAUAAAAAAGAAAACAGCAUGAUAGAAAAUAUUAAACCAUACAGAGAAGAAAAAGAACAGGUUUUAAAUAUAUGGAAAAUUGAUUCUAAAGAAGAUUAUGAUCGAUAUCGAUCCCGACAAGGAAAUGAAAAAGGAAUUUCAAAAGGCAGGGAUAAUGACAGAAGAAGCGAUAAUAAAGGUGAAUACAGAAAUCGUGAAAAUCAGAGUUCAGAAAAAGCGGUAAAUGAGAAAAAUGAGGACAGAUAUCUAUCUCGUACGAGAAAUGAAAAAGAAAGAGAUAAUGACCGACGAAAUGAGAAAUCUGAAAGAUAUAAAGAGGAAAGAAAUCAUAAUAAUAAAAAUUCUGAGAAAAUAAUAAACGAAAAAGAUGAAUCAAGAUCUGAUAAUAAUGAUAGACGGAAAGAAAAUUCCAGAAUUGAAGAUAGAGAUAAGAACAUAAGAAAUGAAAGACCAGACAAAUAUAACGAGGAAAGAUAUCGUGAUAACAAAAGUACUGAAAAGAUAAUGAACGACAAAGAUGGAGAUAGAUCUCGUUCUCGUUUAAGAAACAAAGAUGAGGAGUCUAAUAGUAAUAAUAGAAGGAAAGAAAAUUCUAGGGACAGAGACAAUAACAGAAGAAAUGAAAAUUCUAGGGACAGAGAUAACAAUAGAAGAAAUGAAAAUUCUAAGGAAAUUAUUCGUGAUAAUAAAAGUUCUGAAAGGAUUAUGAACGAGAAAGAUGAAUCCAGAUCUCGCUCUCGCUCACGAAAUGAAGAGGAAGCAUCUAAUAGUAACAACAGAAGGAAAGAAAGUUCUAGAAAUGAAGAUCGAGAUAACAAUAGAAGAAGUGAAAGGCCAGAAAAAAAGAAAGACGAAAAUAGAUCUCAAUCUCGUUCGAGAGACGACGAAGAAUCGACUGGUACGUACAGAAGGAAUGAAAAUUCUAGAAGCAGGGAAAACGAAAGAAUUCCUUCUCAAUCAAGAAAUGACAAUGAAAAAGAAAAUUAUAACAGAAAAUUUGAAUCAACCGAUAAAAUAGACAAAAAGUUGCAAGAAUAUAAUAUUGGAAAAAGUAACACGGAAAGGAACAGAGGCGACGUGAUAAGACAAAAAGGAGAUACCAUCAAAACUGUUGAAAUUAAUAAAAGUACAUUAAAAAUCGAUGUCGAUACAGUUAACAAGAUACCACCCCAAACCACAAUUCAAGAAGAAUUUAAUAAUAAAUCAAACCAAGACGAAGGAAGUGAGUUUAAGCAAUAUAAACAAGCACCGAUGUUAGAUGAAUAUAGCAAAAAGUUCCUAUCAACGAUUGAAGAAGAGGAUGAAUCUGAGACACAGGGUCCAACUGUAAUCGAAAAUGAAAACGUCACUUCUAAAACAAAGCAGACAGAACAGCAAAACAUUGUUGCAGUGAAGUAUCCUUCUGAUUUUAAGUUGAACGACAUGGAAACGACACAAAAUUUAGAACCCAAUGAACCUUAUAAAUUAACAUCUAUUUCUAUUCCUAAUUCAAAUGAAGAAAUAAAAGACAAAGAAAAUGAUGGUGUUUAUCUAACGACGCAAAACGAUUCGAAAUCUAAGAUCUCAUCAACUCCUGAUUAUAAAAUUCGAGAUUAUAGUAGAAUUGUCUUUAAGGACGAUAAAGAUGAAGAACGUAAGGAAGGCAAUAAGUACGAGAAACAAACAACAUUCCAACCUUAUCCCACACUGUCUGAGGAACGCACACCUGAAAAUGGUGAAUAUGGAAAUAAACAAAUUAAUGUUAAACAAACAGGAACUUUUAUACAAAUGAAUGAAGAUGAUAUAAGAGAAGAGUUUUUAAAAGAAGAUAGGAUAAAUAAUUAUGAGGAAAAUAGAGAGAGGUAUCAAGGAGAUCCUGUUGAAACUACAACAAUGCCGCAAUCUACAAUUCCGGUUAAAAUCUAUGAAGUUAGUAAGCCAGUUGUGAAAGAUACAAGUGAUGAAAAAUUAAGUGUUAAACCAUUGAGUAUACUAGAAAAGUUAAAAACUACAAUUUUGUAUCCCGUAAGUCCAAACUAUAAACCCCCCAAAAAAAUAGAAGUGCAGCCGCCCAAAACUUUUGUAAGAGACCCCGAUGAUAACAGUUGGCGAAAUGAAAGCCUCAGUUCACUGGGAAUUGUUUUCAAUCCGAAGAACUCCUCAAAACCUUUCACUCAAGUCUUAAAAAAUAAGACUGAGACGGAAUGGAACAAUUUGCUUGAGAGAUCAAACAAAAACGAGACGCCGGAUCUAAGAGAAAGAUUGGAAAAAAUAGCAGAGAUAAGAAAAACAAAGAAGAAAAAGACAGACGCAUUUGGUAAUGUUUAUUAUAAUGAUUAUGAAGAUGGAAAUUCAAAAGAAAACGUUUUAUCAAACGAAAACUACUCAUCUGUCUCCACGGAAUCAUACAGAACAUCCACAACAAAGUUAAUAACGGAAAUUACAACUACAACACCGAGACCUACGACUACCAUAAGCACUCAAGCUACUACAACAAAGACCACUCAAGCUCCUACUACCGUACAGGCACAAAUCGAUACUACAACUACCAAACCAAAAGCUACGACUGAGAAAACAAAGAAAGUGUUUAAUGUUGCGGAAUAUUAUGAUUCCUCAGACGAAGACGACGCGGACUACUUGUCGUUGGCCAAAUUAGAUUUGAAAAAGUAUACCGUUCCAAUCCAGAGUACCACAGAGGUCAAUACUCCCCCGCCUUGGCCCGUAACUAACAACAGAUAUGUUCAUAACAAACAUGAUGAUAGACAACCCACUCUUCAAUAUUUCCCACCUUUGACUACGCAGAAGGCUACGUUUAAAAACAAGGGAUAUGACGAUUACAACCAUAAAAUGAAUGCUUAUACGGAUGCCGCUCCGCCAACAAAUGUUCUUCCAGUUUCCUAUCCAAAGAAAACAACUUCUCUACCGAAAGCUCGCAAGGAAAAUAUGUUUACUCCAACUUUAAAAAGUACUUUUAGAAACUCUUUUACAACAAAACCAUUCCAAUAUGAGAAAGAUGUCUACAUAACACCCGCUCCUGAAAUAAAUGCAGGCAAAGAUGCGUAUACGUUCGUCACCGACGAUGGAAGCUUCAACAAGGCAUCUGAUGUCAUAAAGAAUUACAGAGACUUUUUAAAUGCCGUGGCAAAAGAUCACGAGGAAGAUAAAAAUGUAGAUUAUAUUCAAUAUACGAAAAUUCCAACUCAAGGUGUAACAUUGAAUGAUGCUUUUAUGCCACAAACAAAAACAAAGCCAGAUAUUCCCGAAAAUUAUGACUAUGAUACUGAUUACAAAAAAGACGUGUUGCAACGAUUCGUGCAUAAUUUCAACGAAAAUAGCGAAAGAUUCAAAUCGAAUUUACCGCUCUUGUACAACAACAGUAUUAUCCACAGCGAAUUACACGGAGAGCACGGCAGAGAUGUCGCUUCGUCAAGGGCUUACUUGAGCCGACUUCUGACUCGACCCGCCGGCGACUGUGAGAACAACUCCACGGUGGAACUUUCCCCGGCCUACGAGCUGCACUACUACGUGCCGGAGCAGGAAGAGAAAGAAGAAUUAGACCCCAAGUCGGUCACGCUACCGUACCAAUACCAGUUGUAAAUCCUAUUCGGACAUGUUAUGUAAAUAAUAAAUGUAGUUUAAGUUAGGGCGAUGAAUUAUCUGCAAUAACAAAGCGAGCAGAUACCGUGUUACAACAGUGCGUUAUUUGUAGUCAUGCGGAACCAUUAAUACCAUUUCGACGGCAAUGUGUACAUUAUGAAAAACGAUGCCAACCAAGUGUGUUAUAAGUUAAUCCUUCACAUUAAUUAAGUUUGUAGUUAUUGAUAUAAUGACCGUUACUACACGUUAAAUUGGUGAUUAUAUAAUAAAAUUUCGAUUAAUUAAUUAUGUCGUAUUGAGCCAAAGAUUUAUUGUUAUGUAAACAAUUGUUUUAAAGAAUUGUAAGUUUUAAGUUAAAAAUUGAUAUCUGUUAACUGUUUGGUAUAGAGAACUUUCUACGUGAUUAUUAUGCACGUGCGUUUCAGCUCAGAUAAUUGAAUAUUGCAGUAAUUUGAAGGGUAGGGACAGUGAAAUGGUUGUGUUCUGUGACUUUGUGAUAAGAAUAAAUAUGUUGUACAAA